Molecule: messenger RNA, 644 nt
Organism: Staurois parvus
Lineage: Eukaryota; Metazoa; Chordata; Amphibia; Anura; Ranidae
Source: the annotation of a GenBank genome assembly
AUGGCCUCCCUGUUCAAGAAGAAGACGGUGGACGACAUAAUAAAGGAGCAGAAUAAGGAGUUAAGAGGCACUCAGAGGGCUAUAACCCGAGAUCGAGCAGCUUUGGAGAAACAGGAAAAACAGCUGGAAAUGGAAAUAAAAAAAAUGGCGAAGGCAGGAAACAAAGAUGCCUGCCGGAUACUGGCAAAGCAAUUAGUACAGCUCCGUAAGCAGAAAACACGAACCUAUGCUGUGAGUUCCAAAGUCACAUCCAUGUCGACGCAGACCAAAGUCAUGAGCUCCCAGAUGAAGAUGGCCGUGCAAUGUCUACCACAGCUAAGACCAUGCAAGCAGUAAACAAGAAGAUGGAUCCACAGAAAACCCUUCAAACGAUGCAAAAUUUCCAGAAAGAAAAUAUGAAAAUGGAAAUGACAGAAGAAAUGAUAAAUGACACAUUGGAUGAUAUUUUUGAUGCCUCAGAUGAUGAAGAAGAAAGCCAGGACAUUGUGAAUCAGGUUCUAGAUGAAAUUGGAAUCGAAAUCUCAGGAAAAAUGGCAAACGCUCCAUCAGCCGCCAAAGGCCUUCCCUCCGCAGCCUCAUCCAAAACAUCAACCAUAUCUGAUGAAGAGAUUGAGCGCCAACUCAAGGCUUUAGGAGUAGAUUAA